This is a messenger RNA of Brettanomyces bruxellensis, 1221 nucleotides long. RefSeq lists its product as uncharacterized. Gene Ontology annotation, molecular function: ATP binding; protein serine/threonine kinase activity. Gene Ontology annotation, biological process: mitotic DNA damage checkpoint signaling; protein phosphorylation. The coding region runs from base 1 to 1221 and encodes 406 amino acids. Gene Ontology annotation, cellular component: cytoplasm; nucleus. Lineage: Eukaryota; Fungi; Ascomycota; Pichiomycetes; Pichiales; Pichiaceae. The record is from RefSeq and is a predicted model, not a curated record. The transcript has a single exon.
AUGCUGGGCACGCCUCCGCAUACUCCAGCACUGUCAGCAAAGGAUGAAUAUGCGGAAGAGGCAUCAGAUUCCCUAUUUGAUGUGAGUGUUGGAAAUAAUACAACACUUGAUGAAGAAAGCUUCGCUUCUAUGGAGAAGGGCGACCCAUAUAUUUCCCCUGUCAGCCUUCACAAUCCAGAUUUUUCCUUCAGUCCGAAAGUUGAGCAUGAGAAUUUUCACCACGAGAAAAAAGGUUACAUUUUGAAGGAUGAUCAUCUCUCGCAAUACAAGCACUAUAAGCUUCACCAUCGUAAACUUGAGGACUUUGUUUUGCCCAGAUCAUUCUUUAACGUAAAACUUUUGGAUCGUCUUGGUACAGGCUCUAAUUCCUAUGUUUACGGUGCUGCAAUUAGUUCACCGGCGUAUGGUCCUCGCACGGUUGCGAUAAAAAUACCGGGAAGUCGAAGUAAAGUGAAGUACCUAGAAAGAGAGGCACUUUUUAUAGUAAUGCUCAAACAAUUUCGAUCCGAUGUUGGUGAAAGUGUACAUGAAUAUCCGUUCAUUGAUGCACAUGGUCUUUAUUAUUUAAAUCGAGAGGAUUUUAAUCUUAUCAAAAAAAAUGAUGAGUUGCCGUGCUUGAUUAUGAAGAAAAUGAGUUGCAAUUUAACACAAUUCAUUAAAGAACGACGAGAUUAUGCGAGACCUGAUCAGAUCGCUAUUGGAAAACGUUAUUGGUGUAAACUUUGUGGAACUUUAUUACAUGCUUUAAAAGUUUUAAAGGCUUUACGAUCGGUUCAUUGUGAUCUAAAAACAGAUAAUGUGAUGAUAUCAUUUUCAAAUAAAGAAGAAGAACGCAGUCCUAUUUUCAAAAUCGGUGAUUUUUCUUCAGCUUCAACAGUUGAAGAGCUUCAUGGAUUGCCCGAUACCACACUACAAUUUAGUGCCCCCGAAUUAAUUGAUUCAAGUUCAGGUGUCAAUGCUUCAACUCAAACAGAUCUUUUUAGUUGUGGUAUGAUUCUCCUUACUGCUGCUACCGGUAGAAUGCCUUAUCAAGCAUAUUCAUAUGAUCAAAUUUACUUGGUCUCUUUGGCAGCAAAGAAUAAAGUCCUUGAAGUGUUGGAAAGGGAAUCGUUAAACAUAUUACGUGCCAAUCCAGAAAUAUACCACUUAAUCAUAAUGAUCAUCAAGGAUCGGUGUACCCUUGAUGAUGCUCUAUCUUAUUACAGAAGAAGCUGGUGCUGA